AAGCACAACAACAUUAACGAAAGCACAACAACAUUAACGAAAGCACAAUUACAAAUUAGGAAAGCACAACAACAUUAACAAACCGGAAAAGGUAGGUCCCAGUGGGAAAACCUGGGAAAUCGCUGAUUGGACGACGCCACUUUUGGCUUUUGAACCGGAAGUUAUGGCUUUAGCGCGGUUGUUGAUAAAAUGAAUAUUACUGGUAAUCCAGACGUAGCUACCGCUAUCCACGAAUAUUUUGAGUCAGGACAUACAUACGAGGUGAUACUGGACAUGCUCAGGACUAACCACGAUGUUUCAUUUAGUAUGCGUACACUGAAGACGCAUUUAAAAGAAGCUGGACUGUACAGACGACGGAACUACUCUCCACUUCCUGAAGUGAGACAUGCCAUUAUGACAGAGCUGAGAGGACCAGGGCAGUUGUUUGGCUAUCGGACUAUGUGGCAAGUUCUCAAACAAAAACACAAGCUACGUGUCAAACGUGAUGGAGUUAUGAGACUGUUGAGACAGCUGAAUCCUCAAGGAAUCGCCAUGAGGACUCGCAGGAGGUUUACAAGACGCACGUAUCACUCCAUGGGGCCCAAUUACAUAUGGCAUGUAGAUGGUUACGACAAACUGAAGCCAUUCGGCUUGGCGCUCUCAGGAUGUAUAGAUGGUUUUUCAAGAAGAAUGAUGUGGCUUGUUUGUGGAGCAACCAACAACAAUCCUUCUGUCAUUGCUCUCAAUUAUAUAAACUGUGUCAAGAGUCUUGGAGUGAUACCAAUGAGACUACGAACAGACCUCGGGACUGAGAAUGGGACUUUGGCAGCAAUACAGUGUACCCUCCGUCAUGCGCACACAGACUAUUAUGCUGGAUCAUCAAGCCACAGUUACGGAUCAUCAACAGGGAAUCAACGCAUCGAGUCAUGGUGGUCUUUUCUCAGAACAGGAAGGUCUCAGUUUUGGAUGGACUUGUUUGGAGAUCUAAGAGACUUCGGAACCUUCAAUGGAAGCCAUGAACAUCAAUGCUUGCUGAGAUUCUGCUUCAGCAGUGUUCUGCAGAAAGACCUGGAUGAAUGCAAAGACCUCUGGAACAAACACAGGAUCCGGCCAAGCAGACUUGCAUCAUGUCCUGGGGGAAUUCCAGAUGAACUCUAUCUCUUGCCUCACAGAUAUGGUUCAAGAGACUGUGGAUUUGCUGUUGAGGAGAGGGAACUGGAUGUGUUCCCUGAAGCAAGGCAAGCGACUGAAUUGUGUGGUGAUCAAAACAUUGAGGAAUACCUACAACAGGCUGUACAACAAAAUGGACUACAGCAGCCACAAGACUGGGAAUCAGCCACAGAACUGUAUUUAUUGCUGAAAGAUAUAGCCAGGUUUUGGACAAACUACCUGAACCCAAAUUUUUGAUCUUUUGUUUCCUGUUCCUUCUGCUAAAAUGAAAAGUAAUACAUUAUUCAAAACAUACAAAGCGACAGGUGGAUUAAAACAUUUAAAAUGAACUGUGUAUUCAGUCUUAACCCUGAAGACAGACUUGACACAUUCUGAAUAAAACUCUGUAACAACGUG
Archocentrus centrarchus (flier cichlid) is the source of this 1545-nucleotide messenger RNA. RefSeq lists its product as uncharacterized. The record is from RefSeq and is a predicted model, not a curated record. Bases 190 to 1386 code for a protein of 398 amino acids. The transcript has 3 exons. Lineage: Eukaryota; Metazoa; Chordata; Actinopteri; Cichliformes; Cichlidae.